AUGACUAGAAAUCCAUUUAUGGUAGAAUCAUCUAAUGGAUCGCCAACUAAGUCCCCACAAAGACCCGGUCUAACAAGAUUCACUACAAAUAACAGUAGUUCAUAUGAUGGAAGUAUGGCUAGUCCGAAUAGAAAUACUUAUAACAAUAUGUAUGAUGAAUACGAUGACGAUGAUGAUUAUUCUCAAUCAAAACAGUUCCAAGGUUUACCACCAGCCAUACCCCAAUCACCCUCAAGAGCUGCAAUGAGAUACUCUCCAGACCGUCGCCAUAGAUCUCAAUUUUAUCGUGACAGUAACCAUGGUACACCAGUUAGUAAUAGCAGAUAUGCAACCAACUUAAAUGAAUCUCCUAGAAGAGGUAAUGAUGUAGUAUUACAGUUUAGUGAAAGUCCUAUUAAACAAUCCCCACUACCUGAACGCUAUACAGAUAACUUACAAAAAUUACCCAGAAAGAAUGAGGGACAGUUACCAAAUAUUAACCAUUCAUACCCUGAUGAUGAAGAUGAUUUAUCGAUCAAUAAUAUGGCCCGUAGCUAUAAUGUAGACAUGGGUAACGACUACCAUUCUUCGACGAAUUCAUUGAAUUAUCAGAAUCAAACUAACAGAAAUUAUUCUAGAUCUUCCAAAAAAACAGUCUCAACUUCAAGUACAGAAGUAAGAUCAUCAUUCGAUUCAGAAGAAAAAUUCCGUAAAUCCUUCGAUGAUAACUCUACUGUUUUCUCCAGUGACACAUUUACAGAGACUAAAUUCGAACUAAAUCACCCAGUUCGUCGUGAUUAUGUUAGACGUGCUAAUUCAGAGAGUAAAAGAAGACCUGCUACUAAUGAGGUUUUAAAGAAAGCAAUCUUAAAAUUGGAUAAUCCAAUACCUCGAGGGUUAUUGAACACGCUACCAAGAAGAGAUAAAUUAGAGUUUACUGAAAUGAGAUAUACUGCAUGUACAGUAGAUCCUGAUGAAUUUCAAAAUGAAGGUUACUCCUUGAGGUUUGCAGAGAUGAACCGUGAAUGUCAAAUUGUUGUUUGUGUCACAAUGUACAACGAAGACAAAUAUGCUUUGGCAAGAACAUUACAUUCGAUAAUGAAGAAUGUAACACAUUUGUGUCUCCGUAAGAGAUCCCAGGUGUGGGGUCCUGACGGUUGGAAAAAAGUUUCAGUUAUCUUAAUUAGUGAUGGUAGAAGUAAAGUCAAUCAAGGGGCUUUGGACUAUUUGGCUGCUCUUGGUGUAUACCAAGAAGAUAUGGCCAAAGCAUCUGUCAAUGGUGACCAGGUGAAAGCCCAUAUUUUUGAACUUACCACUCAAAUUUCAAUUAACGCUGACUUAGAUUAUGUUUCCAAAGAUAUUGUUCCUGUUCAAUUAGUAUUUUGUUUAAAAGAAGAAAACAAGAAAAAGAUUAAUUCCCACCGUUGGUUACUAAAUGCUUUCUGUCCCGUAUUACAGCCAACAGUUGUAACUCUAGUGGAUGUUGGUACUCAACUUAACCAUACUGCAGUUUAUCAUUUAUGGAAAGCAUUUGACAAUGACUCAAAUGUUGCAGGUGCCGCUGGUCAAAUUAAAACCAUUAAAGGUAAAUACGGUCUAAAAUUAUUUAAUCCUCUGGUUGCAUCCCAGAAUUUUGAAUAUAAAAUAUCAAAUAUUUUAGAUAAGCCUUUAGAAAGUUUGUUUGGUUAUAUUUCAGUCUUGCCAGGUGCUUUAUCAGCAUAUAGAUAUAGAGCUCUUCAAAAUCAUGCUGAUGGUACUGGUCCACUACACUCUUAUUUCUUAGGGGAAACUCAAGAAGGUAGAGAUCAUGACGUGUUUACUGCUAAUAUGUAUCUUGCUGAAGAUAGAAUUCUAUGUUGGGAAUUAGUGGCUAAACGAGACGCAAAAUGGGUAUUAAAGUAUGUCAAAGAAGCUACUGGUGCCACUGAUGUUCCUGAAGAUAUCCCUGAAUUCAUUUCACAAAGAAGACGUUGGUUGAAUGGUGCUAUGUUUGCUGCUUUGUACGCACAGCUACAUUUCUUCCAAAUUUGGAAGACGAAACAUUCUAUUACAAGGCUAUUCUUUUUACAAAUUGAAUUUGCGUAUCAACUUAUUCAAAUGUUAUUUUCCUGGUUCUCAAUUGCAAAUUUCGUACUGACUUUCUAUUAUCUAGCUGGUUCCCUUAACGAAGUAGUAAAGCAUGGUGAGGCACUAUUCAUAUUCUUAAAAUAUUUGAUAUUCUGUGAUUUAGCAUGUUUGUUUAUUAUCUCUAUGGGUAAUAGACCUCAGGGUGGUAAACAUCUAUAUAUUACAUCCAUGGUUAUUUUGACUAUAUGUGCAUUAUAUUCUUUAAUAUGUGGUUUUACAUUUGCUAUUAGGUCAUUGGUCUUAAAGGAGGAAUCUCACUCGGCAUUUGUUAAUAUUGUUGUCUCUAUGCUAUCUACAUAUGGUUGCUACAUCUUUUCUUCCUUCAUGUACUUAGAUCCAUGGCACAUAUUUACAUCUUCACUUCAAUAUUUUAUUACACUACCAGCCUUCACAUGUACUCUACAAAUUUAUGCUUUUUGUAAUACUCAUGAUGUCUCUUGGGGUACAAAAGGUUCUACCGGAGGUUCUAAGCAAUUAUCCAAGGCGAUUGUCUUACAAGGUCCAGAUGGCAAGCAGAUUGUGGAGACUGACUGGCCACAAGAGGUUGAUAAAAAAUAUUUGGAAAUUAAAAGUCGUUUAAAGGAGCCAGAGGUCGAAAUUGUUAUGGUUGAUGAAGGAGAAAAACGUAACGAUUAUUACAGAGAUAUCAGAACUAGAAUUGUUAUGUUCUGGAUGCUAUCCAACUUAAUUUUGAUUAUGUCUAUAAUUGAGAUCUUCGAUCCACAAGAGACCAAUAAUGGGUACUUGAUCUUCAUUUUAUGGUCUGUUGCAGCACUCUCCAUCUUUAGAGUAGUUGGUUCAAUGGGUUUCUUAUUCAUGAAAUACCUCCGUAUGAUUGUUAGUUAUACACACAAAUCUGAAGAAACGGGAUCUUGGGGUAUUCAAAACUUGAACCCAUUCCAUAAAGACAAAUAA
Maudiozyma barnettii is the source of this 3021-nucleotide messenger RNA. RefSeq names its product chitin synthase CHS2 (gene CHS2). NCBI's taxonomy places the organism in Eukaryota, Fungi, Ascomycota, Saccharomycetes, Saccharomycetales, Saccharomycetaceae. Gene Ontology annotation, cellular component: cell septum; cell periphery. The transcript has a single exon. The coding region runs from base 1 to 3021 and encodes 1006 amino acids. Gene Ontology annotation, molecular function: chitin synthase activity. The record is from RefSeq and is a predicted model, not a curated record.